Daldinia vernicosa is the source of this 879-nucleotide messenger RNA. RefSeq lists its product as uncharacterized. The record is from RefSeq and is a predicted model, not a curated record. Lineage: Eukaryota; Fungi; Ascomycota; Sordariomycetes; Xylariales; Hypoxylaceae. The transcript is spliced from 3 exons. Gene Ontology annotation, cellular component: fungal-type cell wall. Gene Ontology annotation, molecular function: structural constituent of cell wall. Gene Ontology annotation, biological process: fungal-type cell wall organization. The coding region runs from base 175 to 726 and encodes 183 amino acids.
CUCUUCAACAUCUUAUAUCACUCGGGAUCUCACAAUCGCUACCUGUCGAAUCUCAACUGACAUCACAGUCGUUUUGCAAACACCAAUCGCUUAGUGAUUCAAGUCAAAGAAUAAUAAUAAUAAUAAUAACACCAGGACUUUCGCUUUACCAUCGUGGUCAAUAUACAGAUCAAAAUGAAGCUAACUCAGAUCCUCGCGCCUGCCGUUGGGCUGUUUGCUGUUGCGAAUGCUUGGGGUGAGACCGCAGUUUGGACAACGGUCGUGGAAACCGACUACACCACUUACUGCCCGUCUCCUACUACUUUCGCCUGGCAUAAUGUGACAUAUACUGCUACUACGGAGACCACUCUUACCAUCACCAACUGCCCUUGCACCGUUACUUACUCUCAACCUCCUCCGGUCACCAUAACGUCGUACCCUCCGUCAACUUUUAUUCCUACGGGGACUGCUCCUGUCCCCUCUUACCCCUAUUCCAACGUGAGCUCUACUGUUAUCACUUACACUCCGACGCCGUCAACUUACAUCUCCGGAACUGUCCCCAUCACCACCACCCCCGGAGCCCCCGGAGCCCCCGGGGUCCCGACUAACGUUCCCAUCCCGCCCACGACUACUUUCUCCAUUCCGCCCACAUCCUCCGGUCCUGUGGUAAUCCCCACUGCGGCUGCCGGCAAGGUUGGACCCGUCGGUGCUCUUCUUGCUGUUGGUAUCGCUGCACUUGCUCUGUAAACUACACAAUACGAAGCUUCGUACUAUUGCGUUUUGCAGAUACCCAUUUUUGCUUUUUUAUAAUACCUAGGCGGCGAAUGAUUCCCCUCACCUUUUGGAUGAAGCUAUGAUUUGAUAUGGUUGGCAUCUGGAAGCGGAAAUGGUUAGCGGCCU